This is a messenger RNA of Aegilops tauschii subsp. strangulata, 3547 nucleotides long. Its product is annotated as lysine-specific demethylase JMJ706. NCBI's taxonomy places the organism in Eukaryota, Viridiplantae, Streptophyta, Magnoliopsida, Poales, Poaceae. Gene Ontology annotation, cellular component: chromatin; nucleus. The record is from RefSeq and is a predicted model, not a curated record. Gene Ontology annotation, molecular function: histone demethylase activity. Gene Ontology annotation, biological process: regulation of gene expression; chromatin remodeling.
AAGCGUGGGCGACGGGUACAAGUGGGGCUCUCUCGUCUCGCUUCUCCGCGGUUUCCCCAUAUCACCCUCCCCGCCUCUCCUCUCCCCUCCCCCACAGCCAGAGACCCGUUCCGUCCCGUCCCGUUCCCUUCCUCUUCCGGCGACCCGCUCCCUCGCCGGCAACCCCCGCGGUGGGGCCCCCAUUGCUGGCCCUCAAUUGCGCCAGUGCCCCCGCCUCCACCUCCACCUCCACCUCCCGCGUAGCUCGCGCGGGAAAAUAACCGACGGGGCGAGGAAGGAAGGAGGGCCGCGCCGCGCGUGCCGGCUUCGGUCGGGCCGGGAGGGAUCCCCGUCGCCGCUCGCUCGUCCGGAGGGGAAUGCGGGACCUGUGCCGCCGGGGAAUUGUCUAGACGGGCCUCCGCAACCGCGCCGCGCCCCGCCGGAGUCAUGGUGGAGGGAAGGAGCUGUCUCCCUGCAGAGAUCAGGAAUGGGCUUGAGACUCUGAAGAAGAGGAGACUUGAGAGGAUGCGUUUGAGUGCUCAGAAAGACACCGGUGACAAUCCUGCCAUGGCUGCGAGGAGCGGCGGGGAUUCACUGCGGACUCCUGCAAACUGUGGGGUGAGAUUGCAUGCCAACAACGUUACUGCGGGUUUACCUAGCACUAGCAGUGCCCAGAACAAUAAUCCAUUCGCAAAGCGCAAGGUGGACAAGUUCAAUAUGUCUAACCUAGAGUGGAUAGACAACAUACCAGAGUGCCCUGUGUAUUGCCCCACCAAGGAGGAAUUCGAGGAUCCCAUUGCGUAUAUACAGAAAAUUUCCCCAGUGGCUUCAAAAUACGGCAUUUGCAAAAUUGUGGCUCCUGUAAGCGCUUCUGUGCCUGCUGGUGUCGUGCUGAUGAAGGAACAACCUGGUUUUAAGUUCAUGACUAGAGUUCAGCCACUUCGUCUUGCUGAAUGGGCUGAAGACGACACGGUCACUUUCUUUAUGAGUGGACGAAAGUACACUUUCAGAGACUACGAGAGAAUGGCCAACAAAGUGUUCUCUAAGAAGUAUUCCAGUGCUAGUUGUCUCCCUGCUAGGUACGUGGAGGAGGAAUUCUGGCGUGAAAUCUCUUCUGGAAAGAUGGAUUUUGUUGAAUAUGCUUGUGAUGUUGAUGGGAGUGCCUUCUCUUCUUCUCCUCGUGAUCAGCUUGGGAAAAGCAACUGGAACCUCAAGAAUUUUUCACGGCUCCCCAGUUCUGUGCUGAGACUUCUGCAGACGCCAAUUCCAGGAGUGACAGAUCCAAUGCUUUAUAUCGGUAUGCUCUUUAGCAUGUUUGCAUGGCAUGUCGAAGAUCACUAUUUGUACAGCAUCAAUUAUCAUCAUUGUGGGGCAUUUAAGACAUGGUAUGGGAUACCAGGCGAUGCUGCUCCUGGAUUUGAAAAGGUGGCAAGCCAGUAUGUGUACAACAAGGAUAUUUUGACUGGUGAUGGAGAGGAUGCGGCUUUUGAUGUUCUGUUAGGGAAGACAACAAUGUUCCCCCCAAAUAUCUUGUUAGACCACAAUGUUCCUGUUUAUAAAGCUGUGCAGAAGCCUGGAGAGUUUGUUAUAACAUUCCCUCGUUCAUACCAUUCAGGUUUCAGCCAUGGCUUCAAUUGUGGAGAGGCUGUCAAUUUUGCUAUUGGCGACUGGUUUCCCCUGGGCUCUCUGGCUAGCAAACGCUACGCACUUCUGAACAGAACACCCUUUCUUGCACAUGAGGAGCUACUUUGUCGUUCUGCGAUGCUUCUGUCCCACAAACUGAGUGAUCCAGAAACAGUUAAUUCUGAACAUCCAUACACUCAAUAUUGUGUGAAGUCUUCCUUUGUGAGAUUGAUGCGACUGCAGCGGCGCACACGCAGCUUACUCGCUAAAAUGGGUUCUCAGAUAUACUACAAGUCAAAAAUGUAUUCGAACCUAUCAUGUAGCAUGUGCCGGCGUGAUUGCUACGUUACACAUGUGUCAUGCGGAUGCACCUUUGAUCCUAUCUGCCUUCAUCAUGAACAAGAACUGCGGAGCUGCUCUUGUAAAUCUGACCGGAUUGUCUACGUCAGAGAGGACAUACUGGAGUUAGAGGCUCUAUAUAGAAAAUUCGAGCAGGAUAUUCGCCUGGAUAAGGAAACAAGUGCUAAUGUCUCGUAUAAGCAAGCUGCGAUUUCUGAUAUUGGUGAUGAUCAUGGUCCAUCAGUUGGGACUAACCAGGACAUAAGCAACAGUGAAGCAAACUUGCUAGAAGCAAAUGCUGCUAACGGUGGAAAGAGUUCUCCUGCAACUUCAUCGUUGACGUCUUUUGCACAACGAGACGGGUCUCUGGCUGCAGAACCAAAGGCCCAUGCAGCUCGAACCGACCAAAUUUGGUCAAUUACUAAGCAGUUCAUAAAAACAUCAUCAAUGGAAGGAAAUGGUCUGCUGGAUGGCAAUUCAUCCUGCAUGGCUGAUGCUUGCAAUGAAAUUAGUUCCUGCAAUGCUUCACCCAUGGAAUACAGUGGCAAUUCUGAUUCUGAUUCCGAAAUCUUCCGGGUCAAGCGCAGAUCCAGCAUAUUAGGAAGAUCUGCUCCUGACACAAAGACAACAAACAUGUCUGAACAGAAGGUUCUGAAGCGGCUGAAGAAGGCAUCCCCAGAAACACAACAUGACAAUAAGCGACCUGAAGAAGACUCAGUUCCCUCAGUUAGUAUGAGGCACAAUAAGUCAAAUUCUGCCUCUUCUGAGGAAGAUAGAGAGGACAUGGUUCCCAUUGCCUGGAGGAUGAAGCGGCGGCAGCUGGAAGCUCAACAAGGCGACACCAGUUAUGCCGUGCAGCAGUCGAAGGUGUAUCCAUCUACCAGCAGCUGUUCCCAGCAGCAGUCGAAGGUGUAUCCAUCUACCAGCAGCUGUUCCCAGCAGCAGUUUGCGGAGGCAACUAAAGACGCAGCAGCCUCAGAGGUCCGGCCGAAGCGGCUGAAGAUCCGGUUGCCUCGUAGCUAUAACAGGCUGGUCGAGCAGCAGCAGCAGGGCAGUUCAGGCCAGAGAUUUGCAGUGGAUGACAAGCCGCCUGGGUUUUGGCAUACGGUUUAGGGUAGCCGACGCUCAGGUGCUAACAACCUCGACAGAUAGGACUCAAUUCUUUGUUUAGGUGCAUUGUUAACUACACGAGGGCGCUUGCAUUUUGGUUAGCACAGAUGCUGACUGACUGGGUUUAGAAAGGAGAGGAGGGUAGGGCUGAUUGCUUGGUUAAUCAAUUCUUUGUGCAGCAGGGCCUCCAAUUUGAGGCCGGCCUAGGUAGGCACACGGUUAUUAGAAGGAGACAAGACGAUUAUUCAUCACGUUGUUUAGAGGCUUCCUCUGAGUCACCGCUUGCUGGCUGCUCUUUGAUGCCUGCAUUGCCCGUGACGGAAUUGGGCCUCUCCAUUCUGCAAGUGUUUUCUUUUGCUUAGCAGCUGUAUAUCUCUUUCUUGUUUUUAUCGUCAAAAACAAGGGCAGCGCUAGCUGUUGCUAACUGUAUUCUUUCGUACGCUUACCUGCUCCUGAUGAAAUAUUCAAUCGAUCAAUCAUUCUUUUCGGAUGUUGA